Molecule: messenger RNA, 2313 nt
Organism: Cyclopterus lumpus (lumpfish)
Lineage: Eukaryota; Metazoa; Chordata; Actinopteri; Perciformes; Cyclopteridae
Gene: inf2
Product: inverted formin 2
Exons: 12
Coding region: 242-2209 (655 amino acids)
Biological process (GO): actin cytoskeleton organization
Molecular function (GO): actin binding; small GTPase binding
Source: RefSeq, a predicted model, not a curated record
GCUGUCCGCCUCUCAAGUGAACGAACGCUCAGGGGCACGUAACGUUUUGAAAACGGUGCCAGCCGCUUACCACACAGGGGUUGAUUUGCCACACAGUGCCGAAUUCUCCGGGGCUCCAUGCACAUUGUGUUGUGUCAGAUUAAAAUGUCCGGAUGACUGCAAAGCGCUCCCUGGUUUGAGACCACAUCACAGGACGCGGCUCUUCAAGCGUCUUCAAAUUUAUGGGAUAAAAGCAGCCAUCAUGUCAGGAAAGUCAGAUGGGAAAAAUAAGUGGGCGGCUGUCAGGGGUCGCCUUGGCUCCUCGCAGGACUCUGAUACCCAGCAGGAGGCCAACCUGGAGAGUGCUGACCCAGAGCUGUGCAUCAGACUGCUGCAAAUUCCCACUGUGGUCAACUACUCGGGGCUGAAGCGUCGCCUGGAGGGCAGUGACCAGAUAUGGAUGGUCCAGUUCCUGGAGCUGAGUGGGUUGGAUCUUCUCCUGGAGGCCCUGGACCGACUUUCGGGGCGGGGAUGCUCUCGCAUUGCCGAUGCCCUUCUGCAGCUCACGUGUGUCAGCUGCGUCAGGGCUGUCAUGAACUCCUCUGCCGGGAUCCACUUCAUUAUAGACAACGAGGGAUACAUUCGGAAACUCUCACAAGCUUUGGACACUUCCAACACCAUGGUGAAGAAGCAGGUGUUUGAGCUUCUUGCCGCACUCAGCGUGUUCUCUGCAGACGGACAUCGGCUGGCACUGGAUGCCCUGGAACACUACAAGGGAGUGAAGACGCAGCAGUAUCGCUUCAGUGUGAUCAUGAAUGAGCUGCAGGCCACAGAUAACGUCCCGUACAUGGUUACACUCCUCAGUGUCAUCAACGCCCUCAUCUUCGGGAGAGAUGACCUCAGGCAGAGAGAUAAGAUGAGAAAGCAGUUCAUUGGGCUCCAGUUACUUGAUAUUCUGCCAAAGUUAAGGGAGCAGGAGGAUGAAGACUUGAUUAUUCAAUGUGAGGCUUUUGAAGAGGCAAUGGCUGAAGAUGAGGAAGAGCUGCUGCGGGUUUAUGGUGGCAUUGACAUGAGUGAUCACCUGGAGGUUUUCACUACGCUCUUUAACAAGGUCAGCAGCUCUCCAGCCUCCCUCCAGCUGCUGUCCAUCCUGCAGACGUUGUUGGUGUUGGGGCCGAACCGCUCCGAUAUCUGGCUGGCUCUGGAGGCCAUCACUAACCGAGCCAUACUGCUGGCCCAGGACUCUAAGAUGGAGUCCUGUGAGAAGAUCAUGCAGCGGCUGAUGUUCUCCAAAGGCAGGAGCUGUGAAGGUCAUCAUGACGUGGACGGGCAUCUUGUGAAAGUGCAUAAGUCCAUGCAGACUGAUCUUCAGGAUGAAGAGAAGUUGGACAAAAGCAUCACAUCCUCUCAGAAGCCACUGUGUGCAGCUCCUCCUCCUCCUCCUCCUCCUCCACCCCCACCCCCUGGUAUGAUGGGGCUCCAACCUUCUAACCAGUGCCCACCUCCGCCCCCCCCACCACCUCUUCCUCCUCCACUUGGAGGGUUUGGUGGACCCCCACCACCUCCCCCCUUGCCCGGAAUACCACCACCACUGCCCGGCGGUCAAGGCAUGCCACCCCCACCACCUCCGCCACCUCUAUCAGGGAUGGGUGGUGCACCACCGCCACCACCUCCCUUACCUGGCAUGCCAGCUCCACCUCCUCCUCCCCCAGGCAUGAUGGAGGCUUUGAGUAGCCAGGCUCUUGGGUGCGCUGCACCCUCAAAGGUAAACCGAUGCCCGACCCUGAGGAUGAAAAAGCUCAACUGGCAGAAACUCCGCGCUGUUACUGAUGGUCACUCCAUGUGGGCCUCGGUUCAGAAAGAGCCUCCUUCCCGGGAGCCGGACUACAGCAGUAUCGAGCAGCUGUUCUGUCUCCCGGUGACCGAGCACAAAGACAAGGGGGCAGCUGCUCCUGUCAAGAAGGAGCCUAAAGAGAUAACAUUCAUUGAUCCAAAGAAAAACUUGAAUUUGAACAUAUUCCUGAAGCAGUUCAAAUGCAAAAAUGAGGACUUUGUAGCCAUGAUUCAGAAUGGGGACCGUACUAGGUUUGACGUAGAGGUGCUAAAGCAGCUCAUUAAGCUCCUACCAGAGAAGCAUGAGAUUGAAAAUUUGAAGUCCUUCCAAGGAGAAAAAGACAAGUUGGCAAAUGUUGAUCGUUUCUACACCUCCCUUCUCACUGUGCCAUGGUAACCUCUCUAUUGUGGUGUUUUUUUACUCCAGGUCUGUUUUUUCCCUGUUAAUUAUGUGUAUACUUUAUACUCUCAUACCUGCUUCCUUAUUUGCUUUGUGGCUCU